AUGGAAAACAAUAAUAACCAUGUUUCCUCUAUUGUAAAAUCUAAUACUAAUACUUAUCGGCGAUCCCUCAAGAUUUCGGUAGUACAUCCAGCAGAUGAAGCUCUAGUUACUGUCAAUGAUGAAGAAAAGUUUUUAUAUGAAAAAAGGUAAUGGGAAAUCACUAAUCAAACUGUUUCCUUAGAUAAAAUUUAGAAGGAAUAAAUGGAAAGAUAUAAAGGGGAAUGGAACUGGGAUGCUUUUAUAGAGUUUUUUUUAUACCAUUAGAUUUUCUUCAUAAUAUUGGGACCCUUUAUGGUGAUAUUAUUUAGUAUAUGGCCAGGCAUGACACUGAUGAAGAACAUGAAGUUUUAUGGCAAUUCAAUGGCUUUUUAUACAUAAGCUCUCUUAUGGAUAGGGUCGGUUUUAGGAGGUCUGGGAUAUUUUUUAUGGAAUGAAAGUGUAAUCACUCUUACAGAAAUCUUAUUCCUAUGGUAUGCAUUAACCAUUCGAAGUGUUGUAAUAGCAGCCAAGUAUGCAACAUUUAGUAAAAGCAUAAUAAACUUAUACAAGAAUGUUUUACUACCAGAAGAAGUGUUUUCAUUUGAUUUGAUGAUGGGAGAAUGGAGAGAACAAUCUCCCAAGAUUCUUUUUUUGGAACCUUAUCGUUCUCUUCAGCGUUACUAAUUUGAGAUUUCUCUGUUUAAGAUGGAUUUUAUAGUGUAGCCUCAUUAGGAAACAAAGGUUGCCAUUGCUAAAGUGGAUAUAAACUACUUCAAAGAUACAGGAAUCACUUUGGAUGACGAAGAAUACUCUGGUUUUCAGCUAUUUGGAUACUUGGUAAAUCAUUAUCAAACAAAAAAUUCAGCGAAUACUCAUAUGUACUUAUGUCUCCUCGAAGCGUUUGUACUUUCUACAACUCCAAUGUGGUUGAGAAUAGGUGAUUUGCUUGAUUCAGUUGAAGCAUUAGACAUGUUUAGAAUGGUAUUAAAUGUUAUCUCUUCAUUUAUUGGAUUUUGGGGCAGCAACAUUUUCUUUCAUUAGGCCUUCUAUGAUUUUAAUAGGAAGUUCUUUUUACUGGAAUAACUAUUACUGAUAAUUAAGGUUAGGCCAGAUUAGAUUGAAAAAGUUAAAUUAUUGCCAACCCUAAACUUCAAUAAUAUUACUACAUGGCAAGCCUGGUCAAUGAUGAGAGCAAUUUCAUUUGAUUAUGGUCAAACAUACAAUCUCAGAACAUAAGGCUUUUACUCUCUCUGUUUCUUAGGAUUUAUUGUAUUGAUAUUCCUUUCUUUAUUACUCAUUUUGGAUUUUGCACACCUUGAUCUAUUUCAACUCAUCUUACUAGGUGAGUUAGCCAUCAUGAUUCUAGGCUUUACAGCCUACUAUCUCUUCUUAGGUGCUAAAUUGAACACCUAUUUGGAUCAAUGUGAAGUAGCUCUUUAAGAUGUUAAGUCUAUAUAUUAAGACCUCUUGAGAAUGAAGGAAGUCUAUUUUGAGUAGAACAAAGAACCUUAAAAUUACAUUCACAAGAAAUUCAAAUAACUGUUACAAAACGAAAGCCAAGUUGAGGAAGUCAUUAAAUCUAUCAUUCAAGAAUUGGAUGAUAAUAUUAGAAUCAUUCAAUAUGAUUCAAGAAACAACCCAUUCAAACUUUAUGGGAUCAAAAUCACUUUUAACUUACUUAAAAGUGCUGCAGUUGGACUCAGCACUGUAUAUAGCUAUUCACUUUAAUAAAGAUUCAUGAAUAUCAAAUGA
Molecule: messenger RNA, 1731 nt
Organism: Paramecium tetraurelia
Lineage: Eukaryota; Ciliophora; Oligohymenophorea; Peniculida; Parameciidae
Exons: 3
Source: RefSeq, a predicted model, not a curated record